UGCGCCGGAACUACCCAUUACGACAACAGUAUGGCGUCACGACAUGACGUCAGCUCGCGAAACGUGAUAGCAGCUUGCUGCUAUCACCGGUGAAACAGGGCCGGACAUGACGUCAGCUCGCGAAACGUGAUAGCAGCUUGCUGCUAUCACCGGUGAAACAGGGCCAUGAAGCCUAGCUGAACUAGGGCUUUAAGAUUGGUAAUUAUUUUCCAUCCCCGUAUUUCAAUUUCUCGAGAGACCUGCUGCAAUUGGGGUCGGACGGUGGCGCCUGCAUUAAUGCUACACACAUUUCAAGAUGUGGAAGUGCAGAAGGUGCGAGAAACCGGUGUUCUUCGCCGAACGGAAGCAGAGCAUGGGCUACGACUGGCACCCCGAGUGUCUGCGCUGCGACGAGUGCGGCAAGCGGCUCAACCCGGGCCAGCACGCCGAGCACAAGGGCAGCCCGUACUGCCACGUGCCCUGUUACGGCGCGCUGUUCGGGCCGCACCUGUUCGGCCACGGCACGCACGUGGAGGCGCACGUCAGCUUCGGGCGGCGCGACUCUGCGCCGGAGAGUCCGCGGCAGCCGGACCAGGAGCUGCUGGCGCGCCAGCUGAGGGCCUACAACCAGUACCACGAGAGCAGCCGCACCCAGAUACACAGCCGGGAGCGUAACGGGCGUCUCAUACUGGACGGCGUGCUCAAACUGUACUGGGGGGUCAACAAACUACUCCAGUUCAAAGAGGACGACGACCAACGACCCAUCGUCCGAAAACGCCAUUCCCAGUGGAUACAGCCGACGCGCAGUGAGGCGGUGGACUCGGGCUCGGACUCGGAGUCGGGCUCCCGGCCGGCCACGCCAGCGCCGUCGCCGGCGCGCGGCCCGCCGCGCAGCCAGAGCGUCACGCCGCACGCGCUCAGUCAGCUGACGUAUCCGCGAGUGGACACCGACUCGGGACACGGCACGCAGACGCAGACGGAGACGGACGCCGAGACGGGCGCCGAGGUGGAGGUGAACGGCCACCGCGCCGCCGAGGAGGGCGUCGAGAAGGGUCAGCUCGAGUCGGCAGAGGUGGAGAACUCGGACAAGGAGCCGCCGCCGCCGCCGCCCGGCCCGCCGCCGCGGGUCGACUCCUCGCCCACCGACGAGUCGACCACGGAGCCGCCGCUCCGCGCUCCGGCCAAAUCGCGCGUCAUCCGCCGCCGGCCCGGACGGCGCAUGAACAAGGCCAAGGUCAAGCGGCGCUGCUCCAUCAACGGACACUACUACAACCGGGAGACGUCUGUGUUCACGCCGCCGCACGGCUCGGCCCUCUCGGUCUGGGUCACCUCGCUGGUCACCUGCCGGGAGAUGAUCGACAUGGUGCUCGACAAGUACCGCGUCGAGGACCGCGCCGACAACUUCGCCCUCUACAUCGUCUGGGACUCGGGAGAGCGGCGCCGACUGCGCAGCGACGAGUACCCGCUGCUGACGCGGAUAGCCAGCGGACCGUCCGAGGCGGCCGCCCGGCUCUUCGUCAUGGACCGCGAGACCACGGCCGAAAUCAGGAGCGACGUGGCCCAGUAUAUAAACCUGACGGACGUCGAGUGUACGGCCAUUCUACAGAAGUACCGCGAGGAGGAGGAGCGGCACAUCCAGCACAUCAAGGACAAGUUCGCCGAGAUGAGAGAGCGCAUCAAAGCCAGGAUGCGCGAUCUCAAGGUCCAGCUGUGAGCUGUCCGUCAGCAGCUUUGGCGGCGGCAGUGGCGGGGCUGCCGCCGGCGCGGCCUCUGCGCUCUCUGUAAGGAUGGACCGCCGUGGCCGGGGCAGCGGCGGGCCGGCAGGACACGGCCCGCUGCGCCCUGCCAGAAGCCGCGGCCGCCGCCGCCGCCGCUCAGCCACAUUGCACGUGCCAUGUCCUUCUGAGCAGCGUCUCAGCCGACUGGGUGAGUAUUUCCGCUAUGCACACGUGGCUUCCUUUGUUGCGGGCUUCCGUUCAGCGGCAGCCGGCCGGCAGUCGGCGGCGGCUGGCGACUGGUGCGAGUCGACAGGUGCUGUGAGUCGGUGGGUUGAGGCGGCCGGCGGCGGCCCGUCUCAGCUGUAUCUUGCCGGGUGCGCUGGGCUGGGCGGGGACGGGCGCGCCGUGGCGCCGGCAGGCUCGGAGGGGGUGCCGCCGCUGCUCCGUGAAUGUCACACGGGUCUGCGCGGCCACAGACUGACUUAUCCCCGUGGUGCUAUGGAACAGACUGUUCUGAGGGCGAGUACGGCAAUAUCUGCCGCGCUUCAGACGCUGUUCUCCGAACUGUGGGAUCUGAGUGGAGUGUCUGGACGCUGCUAGGCUAGCUAAUACCGGCGGGCGGGGGGAGUCUCCGAACUGUGGGAUCUGAGUGCAGUGUCUCACGCUGCUAGGCUAGCUGAUACCGGCGGGGAGUCUGAGGGGUCUCCGAACUGUGGGAUCUGAGUUCAGUGUCUCACGCUGCCACGGUGAGGUACCGGUACCGGCUGCAGUGGCUGAUGCCGGCUGGUGGGGAGGCGGAGGCGGCCCGGCCGGCCGGCCGGGUCCGUGGUCUCGGUGUAUGCUCUGGUCUCGGUGUCCGUUCUCGGUGUCAGCUCCACCAGGGGCCGCGCUGUGGGCAGCGCAGCGGGCCGGCCGUGCCCGAUAUAGGUGCGUUUACACUUUACCAGUGUGUUGUCGGGUGAGCUGCGCGGCGUCUAUGUAAUCUCCGCGGUUGGCUGGCGGGCGCCUGUUCCGCCCAGCGGCAACCGUGACUCUCCUACCCUGAAUCUGCACAGUGUCUUACAUUGUGACCGUGCCAUGUGAUUGCAGGUUUUUAUUAUCGUAUCAUGUCAACCGUGCCGGCUUUUUAUAACUCUGUUGUGUGAUAUUGCCAUUGUGGUCAGUUUUUCUGCUUGUAUUGGCAGUCGCUGGAUAUAUGGGCAGUCGCUGCACAUUUGUCGGAUUCUGCCGCCGUGACGCUGUCGCUGGGGACCGUGACUCUGGUCCGGGGACCGUGUCUCGGUGGUCCGGGGACCGUGUCUCGGUGGUCCGGUGACCGUGUCUCGGUGGUCCGGGGACCGUGUCUCGGUGGUCCGGUGACCGUGUCUCGGUGGUCCGGGGACCGUGUCUCGGUGGUCCGGGGACUGUGUCUCGGUGGCCCGCGGACCGUGUCUCGGUGGUCCGGGGACCGUGUCUCGGUGGUCCGGGGACUGUGUCUCGGUGGCCCGGGGACCGUGUCUCGGUGGUCCGGGGACCGUGUCUCGGUGGUCCGGGGACUGUGUCUCGGUGGCCCGGUGACUCGGUCUGUGUGCCGGUCCGGUCCGGACCGCUGUGAUCCGGUGACUCGGUCCGCUGUGGCCCGGUGACUCGGUCUGUGUGCCGGUCCGGUCCGGACCGCUGUGGUCCGGUGACUCGGUCCGCUGUGGUCCGGUGACUCGGUCCGCUGUGGUCCGGUGACUCGGUCCGCUGUGGUCCGGUGACUCGGUCCGCUGUGGUCCGGUGACUCGGUCCGCUGUGGUCCGGUGACUCGGUCCGCUGUGGUCCGGUGACUCGGACCGCUGUGAUCGGGUGACUCGGACCGCUGUGGUCCGGUGACUCGGUCCGCUGUGGUCCGGUGACUCGGUCCGCUGUGGUCCGGUGACUCGGUCCGCUGUGGUCCGGUGACGCGGUCCGCUGUGGUCCGGUGACUCGGACCGCUGUGGUCUGGUGACUCGGUCCGCCGUGGUCCGGUGACUCGGUCCGCAGUCGGGUCGGGUCGGGGCCGUAUUGUGGCACAAUGCCGUGAUACACAGACGCGUCUGGCCCGCCGGGCCGCCGGGCCGCCGGGCUGGACGCGCCCGCUGCCCGCCUGCACACCGCUCUGGCCAUAUCUGUGUAUGCGUGAGUGACAUGAUGCCUUUUACGGUCGCGAUACGCAAUUAUCAUCUACUGACAAUUCACCAAGGUCUGCCUGAAUAUAUACUGCGCAAAGAACGUC
This is a messenger RNA of Amphibalanus amphitrite, 3933 nucleotides long. Its product is annotated as ras association domain-containing protein 4-like. NCBI's taxonomy places the organism in Eukaryota, Metazoa, Arthropoda, Thecostraca, Balanomorpha, Balanidae. Bases 296 to 1693 code for a protein of 465 amino acids. Gene Ontology annotation, biological process: signal transduction. The record is from RefSeq and is a predicted model, not a curated record. The transcript has 11 exons.